Messenger RNA from Fomitiporia mediterranea MF3/22, 969 nucleotides. RefSeq names its product NAD-binding protein. Bases 1 to 969 code for a protein of 322 amino acids. The transcript is spliced from 6 exons. The record is from RefSeq and is a predicted model, not a curated record. Gene Ontology annotation, molecular function: methionine adenosyltransferase regulator activity. Gene Ontology annotation, cellular component: methionine adenosyltransferase complex. Gene Ontology annotation, biological process: S-adenosylmethionine biosynthetic process. Lineage: Eukaryota; Fungi; Basidiomycota; Agaricomycetes; Hymenochaetales; Hymenochaetaceae.
AUGAAGACAAAGGUGAUUGUAACAGGCGCCUCAGGCAUACUCGGUUCGGUGGUGUACAACGCCUUUAAACGCGAUUCGGCGUUUUAUGUUUUGGGACUGGCACAUUCGAGAUCGAAUAAUGAGUUGGUGAAGUUGGACUUGAAGGAUGAGGCGAGUGUGGAGAGGACGUUUGCUGAGUUUGAACCUGGUUGGGUUAUACACUGUGCGGCGGAGAGAAGGCCGGACGUCGCGGAGAAGAAUCCUGAAGAGACACAAAAGCUCAAUGCCUCCGUACCUGACUACCUCGCCACCCUCGCUCAUCCAAAUAAACUAAACUUCAAACUCGUGUACAUCUCGACGGACUACGUAUUCGACGGGACUUCUCCGCCUUACGCACCCUCUGCGCAACCGAAUCCGGUGAAUUUGUAUGGUAGGACGAAGAGAGAUGGGGAGAGUGCUGUGUUGAGGGGUGUGGGCGAGGGGUGUGAGGGUGUUGUUUUGAGGGUACCUGUUUUGUAUGGACCUGCACCGAAGAACUCGGACACAGCGAUCAAUAUCUUGCUUGAUGUCGUCCAAGACCAGUCGGGAAAACAGUAUAAGAUGGAUCAUUAUGCAACGCGGUACCCGACGAACGUACUUGACAUUGCUAACUUUCUUACCCGUCUAACCGGUCUCCACAAACCCCUCCCACCAAUCCUACACUUCUCCGCCCCCGAACCCUUCACAAAAUACGAAAUCUGCCUCAUCUUCUCUAAGAUCCUCUCCCUCCCACACGGACACAUCAUACCCGACGCCGAAGCACCGACAGGCGCAGCAGCUGCGAGUCGGCCACGCGAUUGUCGAUUGGAUACGACGGAGACGGAGGCGCUCUUAGGUAAGCCUGGGAGCUUGCAGUGUGUUAUUUUUGAGGAGUGGUGGAGGGAGUAUCUUGGGAGGCCUGAGGGUGAGGAGAGUGAGGGGACGAGUAAGGGUGAGGCACCGAAGGCCUGA